AUGGCCGGCAAUUUCUUGCAAGGAAAAGUGUCGCUGGUGACGGGCGCGUCGUCCGGCAUGGGUCGAGCCACGGCGUUACUGUUGGCGCAGCACGGCUCCAAGAUCGUCUGCUGCGACUUGAGGCCCGAGCCCAACCCGAAAGGAUACGAGGCCGAUCUCGACAAGACGACGGUGCAGGUGAUUGAGCAGAAUGGCGGAGAGGCCAUUUUCCAGCAGGUUGACAUUUCCAACUUUCCGCAAGUGGAGGCGGCUUUUGAACAGACAGUUGCUAAAUUCGGCCGUCUCGACAUCGUCGUCAACUGCGCCGGGCUCUGGGUGCCGUUCCGCAAAUUCGUCGACGAAGACGACGAGCUAUGGUCGAAGAUGAUGGCGAUCAACCUCGGCGGCACAUCCAAGGUCUGCCGGCUCGCGCUGCGGCAGUUCCUCAAGCAAGACGUCGACCCGGCGUGGGGCAGCCGCGGCCGCAUCGUCAACAUCUCGUCGUGUUCCGGCGUGAUCGCGUACGGCGGCCAGGUGGCCUACUGCGCCACCAAGGCGGCCAUCAACCACCUGACGCGCGCGGCCGCCAUCGACCACGCCCAGGACUCCAUCAACGUCAACUGCAUCGCCCCCGGCGUCGUCGAGACCGGCAUGGCCCGCGGCAAUAUCGAGAACAAGGACAUCAUCAAGGUCAUGAAGGCCGCCACCCCUUGGCCGCGGCUGGGCAAGGCCGACGAUAUCGCGGAGGCGGUGCUGAAUUUCUGUACUCCGGCCAGUCAGUGGGUUACGGGCCAGGUGUUGUCUGUCGAUGGGGGGAUGACUUUGGGGGUUCCGGCUUAG
Molecule: messenger RNA, 819 nt
Organism: Capronia epimyces CBS 606.96
Lineage: Eukaryota; Fungi; Ascomycota; Eurotiomycetes; Chaetothyriales; Herpotrichiellaceae
Exons: 2
Coding region: 1-819 (272 amino acids)
Molecular function (GO): oxidoreductase activity, acting on the CH-OH group of donors, NAD or NADP as acceptor
Source: RefSeq, a predicted model, not a curated record